This is a messenger RNA of Sardina pilchardus (European sardine), 1690 nucleotides long. RefSeq names its product threonine synthase-like 2 (gene thnsl2). NCBI's taxonomy places the organism in Eukaryota, Metazoa, Chordata, Actinopteri, Clupeiformes, Clupeidae. Gene Ontology annotation, molecular function: pyridoxal phosphate binding. Gene Ontology annotation, biological process: dephosphorylation; 2-oxobutyrate biosynthetic process. The coding region runs from base 78 to 1547 and encodes 489 amino acids. The transcript has 9 exons. The record is from RefSeq and is a predicted model, not a curated record.
CCAGCGGUGCAACCUGUAUUGUUGUCCCCUGCCCUCAAACUGGUUUGACACUGACUUUCUGAGCAUCCUGCGUGAACAUGCGGUACUGCAGCACCCGAGGAGGAACGCAGGGCUGGGACUUCAGGCAGGUGCUGUUCUCCGGCUACGCUCCUGACGGCGGCAUGUUCAUGCCCGAGACGGUGCCCGCGCUGACCCCCGAGACGCUGCGCUCCUGGGCACCCCUGUCCUACCCACAGCUGGUCUGCGAGGUCCUCUCCCUCUUCAUCCCACAGCAGCUGGUCCCCAGGACUGACCUACAGGGCCUGAUUUCAGAUGCGCUGUCCAAGUUUGCGGUGCCGGGGGCGGUCAGCAUAGCCAAGCUGAAGGACGGCCUGUCCAUCCUGGAGCUGUUCCACGGGGAGACGCUGGCCUUCAAAGACCUGGCCAUGACCUGCACCGUCCGCCUCCUGGAGUACUUCCUGCACAAGGAGAGCAGGAGGGCCACCAUCCUCGUGGGCACGUCAGGGGACACGGGCGGCGCUGCCAUCUGCAGUGCGGGGGGGCUGCGGGGGGUGGACAUGGUGGUGGUGUUCCCCCGCGGCCGCAUCACCCCCGUGCAGGAGCGCCAGAUGACCACACACCUGCAGGACAACGUGCACGUGCUCGCAGCGGACGGGACGUCAGACGACAUAGACGUUCCGCUGCGGCGCUUGUUUGCGGAUCAGCAGCUGGUGCAGCAGCACGGGCUCAUGAGCCUCAACUCCGUCAACAUGGCGCGCAUCCUGGCGCAGAUCGCCCACUUCCUGUACGCCUACCUGCAGCUCAGCGGCAUCCAGCAGACCCGCGCGGGGGAGCCCCUGCCCGUCCUGGAGGUGGUGGUGCCCACAGGUGGGGCGGGCAACAUCGCAGCUGGAUGCCUUGUAAAGCAGAUGUUAGUGCCAAUACGUCUCGUUGCCAUGGUGAACUCUAAUGACAUUGUGUGCCGUGCCGUCCAGAAGGGUGAUUUCUCCAUGGCAACCAGCGUCCAGCAGACCCUGGCCCCCGCCAUAGACAUCCAGGACCCCUACAACAUGGAGCGUGUGCUGUGGCUUCUGUCAGGGAGAAACGGGCCGCUGGUGAAAGGGAUGUUUGAGGAGUUCCAGAGAUCACACCACCUCCCCCUAACAGAGCAACUGCAUAAGGAGCUGAGCGGAGCCCUGUGUGCGGGCAGUGUUCCUGAUGAGGGCAUCGUGGAGGCCAUGCAGCGCUGCUGGCAGGAGAACCGCUACCUGGUGUGCCCACACACUGCCGUCGCCAUCUGGCACCACUACCACUCGCCACCCACCCCGGGGGUCAACAGGUGCUAUGUUGCCACGGCGUCCCCGGCUAAGUUCCAGGCGGCGGUGGAGAGGGCGGGGCUGCAGCUGGAGCUGCCGGAGGCCGUGCGCGCGCUGGAGUCCAAGCCGAGCCGCUACACACACCUGGAGCACGGCGACGACUGGGAGGCUCGUCUCCGCCAGCGCAUCAACGCCAUCGCAGCGGCCCGCGCCAGCGGCUCACGCUUCUACCCAGCAGAGCCGUCGCCAUAGAGAUGGGACACAUAUGGAUCUACCCAGCAGAGCCGCGGCCAUAGAGAUGGGAGACUAUGCUGCCCUACAAAGCAAGAAGGCAGUAACUGCGUUUUUGGUCUAUUUUUUUUUAAUUGUAAUUUUCAUAUAACAUUCAACUUGUU